Sinocyclocheilus rhinocerous is the source of this 1409-nucleotide messenger RNA. RefSeq lists its product as uncharacterized. The coding region runs from base 320 to 1315 and encodes 331 amino acids. The record is from RefSeq and is a predicted model, not a curated record. Lineage: Eukaryota; Metazoa; Chordata; Actinopteri; Cypriniformes; Cyprinidae. The transcript is spliced from 2 exons.
UUUGGCUGUGUUAGAACACAUUUUAGUCUGUUGCCUAUAUUUAGUAAAGCUUGUUUUGUGAUACAUUAUUUUGCUUCAUUUACUCUUUAUCAGUUUUAUAUUUAUUUGUGUGAGCUAAGAACGAAACUUAAAAUUGUUUCCUGUGUAAUUUCGUAAGAUAAGUGAGGGAAGAUAAGUUUCGUUUGUAAAGAAUCAGCCCUCACAGACGUGGCAGCUUUCAGAUGGAAAACCUUUAAAAACCAGCAGAGGAAAGAUCUCAGUCUUCACAAGACACAGCGGAAGAACAGCACACUUUUCUGGAGAACAUAGACAUCUAACUAUGGCAGCAGACUUCAGCCCCCAAAAAAAUGCUCGAAAAGCAAAGCCACACGUCUGUAAAAAAGAGCACAUUGCAAUAAAAGAUCUGAAGACAAAAGAUGAGAUAAAACAUCGACAUAUGAAUAAAACAUAUCUUCCGAAAGACAUCCCUGAUUAUCCUUCUCCUGUUGAAUUUCACAUCACAGAAGUAGCUCAUGUCACUAACAAGACGAGCCUGGAAGACAUCUGGAAGUCAGAGGGAUUCAUGGGUCUUGAUGAAGAUUCGUUUUCAUGGUGGAGCCUGAAGAUUAAUGAAGCGGAUAUAAGAGCAGCUGAGGAGCGUUACCUCGAGAAAUUGUUCCCAGAGAUAACCAAAGAACAAAAAAGAGCUCAUCCGCCGUUCCUGAGUGAAUUCACCACAUCACCCUUGUUCCUGAACGAAUUCUCACGCUACGGUAACUUCCGCUUCACCUUUCCUCUGACUGAGCUGAUGGAAGCCUACAAGAAGCAGAAGUGUGAGGGUCAAGAGCCAGUUCUCCGGAUCUACGGGACCAAACUGUUCAAGCAGGAGAUUGAGUAUGUUGUUCUCGUUCACAGCCCUCUGGUUAAUACGCUGUUCAGUCAAUUUCCAAAGCUAACACACAGCCCAUGGGUUGCUUAUGAUGGACAUCAAAUCAUCUGGAGAGCCCAAGCCAUUUGUGAAACUCACAACUUCCAACUGGCAAUCAGUGGAGACACAGCAGUGGCAGAACCCAUGUAUUCACAUCAGUUUUAUGUGUGGGAUCAUGUUAGCCUUGUCUUUUACGCCGAAGACGUCCUGACCUUCCCUAAAAGAAGGCUUAAGGCAAGCCUCAGUUGUUGUGAUCUGGAUCCAAAUGUAUACCUUUCAAAUGGAGAAAACUGCUCUUCACUUGCUGAAGCUGAGGAAUUAAUUGAAAGAUUGCCAGAAGAUGAAUCUGAAAAAGAAGAUGAAAAAGAAGAAGAUAAAUCAGUGGAGGUGAAAAUGGAAAAGGACUAAAGGAGUGCAAGUUCUGUAAGAACUUUUACAGUUUGGUGUAUUUGUAUGGUUUUGCCCUUUGUUAAAAAUAGCUUAAAUAAGAUAAACAAAUAAA